Molecule: messenger RNA, 1143 nt
Organism: Octopus sinensis (East Asian common octopus)
Lineage: Eukaryota; Metazoa; Mollusca; Cephalopoda; Octopoda; Octopodidae
Product: gastrula zinc finger protein XlCGF7.1-like
Exons: 3
Coding region: 490-1143 (217 amino acids)
Biological process (GO): regulation of transcription by RNA polymerase II
Molecular function (GO): DNA-binding transcription factor activity; RNA polymerase II cis-regulatory region sequence-specific DNA binding
Source: RefSeq, a predicted model, not a curated record
AAGGAUUAUAUCCACAGUUUAUGAUUAUGAAAAUGAAAUUAUAUUUUCUAUUGUUGAAUCUCUGCUUUUUAAGUCUUUCCUAUAUCUUCUACUGUUUCUGUGUCAUUUCAGAAUAUGAGAUGUUAGUGGUAUAAAGGAGUUUUUACAUCAGAUACAUCAGGAAUAUUGAUCAUCACUUGAAGACUAAUGGAAGAUGUUAUAAAUAAUACAUAUAACCACGUUUAUAUAAUUUAUCUAUGGUGAAGAACUGUGAAAAAUUCCAUCUGAAUUAAUAGCAACAUUUGUUUCCAUCAUUGCCUGGAAUAUUUGCUAAAGUAUUUCCCAUUCAGUCUGAACUUGGAAAAAUCUGCAAAGGUGUUUCUAUUACCUUUAGAUAUUGACAAAGACCAGACUUGUGGAAAAUAUAACUAGAGAAUUAUUUGAAUCAACCAAGGAAUAUAUAAGAAGAACAGGAAAAUAUAUUUUGUGCUUGUAUACUAUAGAACAAUAAUGAAUCCUCAAGAGAUGACAAAAGAAAGAAAAAAGUUAUCACACCAAUGUGAUAUCUGUAAAAAGACUUUUUCUAAUAAGGGAAAUCUCACUGUUCACAAAUUCAUUCAUGCAGGGGGGAAACAAUAUCAUUGUGAUAUUUGUGGUAAAUCAAUCUCUCAGAAAAGUAACCUUACCUCUCACAAAUACAUUCAUACAAGAGAGAAACGGUAUCGCUGUGAUAUUUGUGGAAAGUCAUUCUUACAGAAGGUUCACCUUACUUCUCACAAAUACAGUCAUACAGGAGAGAAACCAUAUCAGUGUGAUAUUUGUGGUAAAUCAUUCUCCCAGAAGCACAGCCUUACUUCUCACAUAUCCAUUCAUACAGGAGUGAAACCUUAUCACUGUGAUAUUUGUGGUAAAUUAUUCUCUCAAAGGACUGGCCUUUCUUAUCACAAAUCUGUUCAUACUGGAGAGAAACCAAAUCAGUGUGAUAUUUGUGGUAAAUCAUUCUCUCAGAAAAGUAGCCUUACCACUCACAAAUACAUUCAUACAGGAGAGAAACCUCAUCAAUGUGAUGUCUGUGGAAUGUCAUUCUCUCAAAAAAGUAGCCUUGAUUCUCAUAAAUACAUUCAUACAGCACAGUAUGAUUUGACUCCAAAUGGACGUAUUUGA